CGGCUGUGUGCCCGCUCGGGGAAUUUUAUAAUAAUGUUUACAUCGCACAAAUAAUUCGUUUGUGCCGUGAAAGAGUUCGAUUCGUUUAUUUGUUAUUCGAAAUAACAAAAUAGUAUAGUGGUACCGUUGUUCUAAUAUAUUAUCGGGGACAUCUGCGGGCCCUGUCAACGAACUAGACGUUCGAAGAUUCACCAUCUUUGGCAGCGGAAGUAGCGGCGGAUGUCCCGGCAAUGGAUAAUCCAUCAUAUUUCGCGUUUUCUGACAAAGAUGUCGCCGACAGCGCCGGCCCUCAUACAUCAGCGUCAGAACAAUAUUCCAGGUCAGCCCCAGCACGUUCUUGGGUGGAUGGCGGUCGACCCUUAAGUUCUCCGCGUAGACGCGAACCUGAAAGCCCUAGAAGGAAAGAAUUCCGCGCUCUUCUAAGAUCUUUAUCUGCUAAGGAACCUGAACAAGCUGAAGCAUUUUUAAAAGGCCAACCGAGGCCGGGAGAUUGUGCGCCUGGUGACAUGAGGAACACAUUUACGGCACCAAGAAUAAAGAAAGGCAAAAUAAGUUCGAAGAUUUUUACAUCGGAUGGUACUAAGGAGCACGAAGAAGUUUUCUACACAAUUCCCCUACAAGGCCGUAGGCGACACUCAGUAGGUGGAUACCUAGCUACCGGAUCUGCAGGGAAUGGGGAAGUUACCACGGUACCUAGUGAAGUCCCCAAGAUGCCCCCUCCCCGAAUCAACCAAACAGAGGAUGAAGCUGUUAAGAGGCGAAGGCCAAAAAAUUUUCCAUUCAAAGAAAUGGAAGAUAUUGCAAUUCUAUGGAGUUCCGGAUCACCAGAAAGCGCACUUUGGUCGGAUUAUCUGGUGGCUAGUUUCGACAAAAUUAUGUCACAACGGGCGAGGCAUCACUAUAGAGUCACACCAAUUACCGCGGAAGAGCUCAUGUCUUCAGACUCUCAAGAAAAACUAGAGAAACUUUCAAAAGCUCAAUUACAAAUAGUAAUUUUAUGUCCCAUUCUUGCUUCAAAGUUAUCUGAUCUGAAAAGAGAACUACAUUCUGAGAAUUUAUUUAAACUCGACAAAGUGUUAGUCAUGCUUCUUGGCGUUGAAAAGAAUCAUGUCGUGGCUAAUAAUUUUGAAGAUUAUCCAUCAAUGGACCAGUGGCAGAUGAUGUCAGUGCGCGAAAAGGAUACCUCCUUCGUGGACACAUUCCUGACAGCUGCCGUUGGUAUCCUCAGGACAAAAGACUGCAAAGACACUGCCACAGAUAGAACAAGUUUCUCCAUUGUACCAAAAAAAGUUAAAAUAGGUCAAAGUCGAGUGAUAGCGCUCCUCAACGACCCUAUUCGAGAAGAAGACAGUAUAAAAAUAAUGGUCGACAAAAAGGGUGAAGUUAUUCACAUACCAACAUUCAAAAAGAGGAACCCAUACACGCUCCAAUUUGAUAUACCAGAAUCAUGUUUAGAAGUUUCGAUGUUAGUUUGGGUGCGCGUGAGCAAGAAUGGUCAAUCUUUAGGCAGGCGACAAAUUAAAUGCGAGAGCCGUUUAAGAGAAUUGGAUCAACUGUUAAGAGCAUCGGAUCAUCCUCUAGAAUUUAUGUGCCAGACUUUAGGUUUUAAGACUACGAGUAAGGAACAACUAGACAGUUGGAUGUUGAAUGCAUUUCAAAAGAAUAUUCCACCCCAUUUUAAUCUGCUCUCUUCGUCCGAGCAGUACAACCCAAAAUCUGAUAUGACGAGUGGCGAGGAGUACCCCACGCUGCUGCACUGGGCGGCGCGUUUCGGACUGGAGCGCGUGUGCUGGCAGCUGCUGGAGUGCCCGGGCGGCGGCGCGGCCGUGGCGCUGCGCAACGCGCGCCGCCGCACGCCCGCCGACCUCGCGCGUGACCACCGCCAUCUGCGCCUCGCCGACAUGCUGGCCGACCAUCUUAAAAUAAAUGAAUUUUCCAACAUGUAUUACUAUUUGAAAAAUAUGUCCGACAACGACAAAGAAGAUUCGCAGGAGGAAGACAAACAGGGAGAAGAAUUGUGUAUAGUAGAAACCUCUGACACGGUUGACUCUCCGAGCAAUGAAAACGAUAAAGGUUCGGAGAAAGAGACUAUGCCCGAUCCUUUUAGUGAGGUCUGCACUCAAAAUUUAGAAGAAACACCGCUUAACCGCGAAGAGAAAAAACAAAGACCGAAUUUAAAAUUACCAAAGGUAAAGGAACAGUUUUACCAAAACGAUUUCCAGCUUCACGACAAUCGAGUUGACCGUAUACAACAAGCAAUUGAGCAUGAUUAUCUCGUACAACCGUCAAACAUAAAAGUAGAAAGUCCAAAAUUUCGACCUAAUAAUUUGUAUGCAAAUAGUUCAAGGUUGCUACCGCAACAGACAGACAUAUUCCUAUACUCUCCCACCGAAGAAUCGAAGGCUUUUACUAUUGACACUCCAACGAGCGACAUUAGUCAAAUAAAUCUAAACAUUAAAGAUAUCCGCCAUAGCGGUAGCAUAAAAUCUGGUAAGGAUGUGACGGGGCAAGAAGAGCUAGCAGAAAUAAUAACAGACUUUAAAAAUAAUGUCUUUACUAUUUCUGAAGUCGAAAAAUUAGUCAUGGAAUGGAAGAACCGAAAUGAAACACAGCAAUCCCUCAAAGAAAAGCAAGAACAAUUGAAUAAGAUGCGUGAAGAGUACGACAAAAUUCAGCUGAAAAUAAAAGACACUAUGAAACGUCCAACACCGUUCGAAAGAGUAAAGAAAAUGUUUUCGAAGAGUAAGAACAAACACCACGAUAACAACACCGGGACAAUUGAAAAAAGGAAUGGAAACACAAGACCGAAUAGCAGUUUAAGUGACAGCUCCUCUUCAUCAGGCCGCCUGAGUACUGUUAGUGGAGGGAGUGUUGGAGAAACUAACAGUGUUCAAUCUGAAUUGGAUGAUAAAGCUAGAUCAGUGAUAUCGGCGAGUACUUUGACAAUGAAUUCAUGUGACGGCGAGAAUCGUCUCGACGACUACUUGAUUCCGCCGCCGCCGCGACCCCUCAACGGAUGUCCUCAAUUUACCACGUUCGGACAUCCUAAGCACGAAAAUAGAGGGCAACAUAUGGCUACAAUAGUGGAACGAGAAGCGUCUGCGUCAAGAGAACGAUUAGACUGUGAUUCGGACACAAGUUCCACGCAUCUGCGAUUAAACUUCGGCGCACGCGAUAAAUCUAUCGCAAGUCGCUGCGAUGAUCGCGAUGGAGCACAUAUGUAUAUGAAUAUUUCAGCUUCGCAUUCAUAAUUAACGUAAAAUAUUGAGAAUUUUUCAUCGUAGUUUCAGAUAGUAUUAACUAAAAUAUAUAAAUAAAAUACUACUCUGUCUCGUCACAAUAAACUUGCUAAUAAAUAUAAUGUAUUGUUAAAUAAAAAAGUUCCAACUUACAAUGAUAAAUAUUUCGUGUAAAUUUCAAUGCAAUGUUUCGAUUCGUAUAAACAUUUGUCGUGAAUAUAAAAACAUGAAUAUUGUUUCUAUACUUGUCCGAUCCUUUUACGAGUAAUUACGAUUAUGGAAUACAUGAUAAAUAUAUGACGGCAAUCAACCUUAUUUGGCGAGAAUUGAAAGAUACUUCAACGAACAUUAAAUGGCCAGUGUUGUGCAUAUUAGAAUUAAUAGUUAAUACAUUGAAUAAAUAGGGUGAAUCAUCAAUCCCUAGAUUAUGUUUAACCUAUAUAUUAAUGAUAGUGUAAGAUUAUUAAAAUGAGGGAAAAAUGCAAGUUUUUAUUAGCAAUGUGAAAUUGGUAAUGUAUUAACCAAUAUGAUUUAAUGUACAUAGACUCGAUCUGAUAUUAUAUAGUCUAAAUGUGUUUCUAAUAAUAAAUGUAAAUGGUAAAUCACACUAUUUUUAAUAGUGUUUUGUGACUAUACUUCAACUGCCUCUGAACGCGAAGAAUCAUAAUGAUUAUGUAUUGGACUAUAAAAAACAUGUCGGGGAUGAUUUUUUUUUUAAAUUUAUGAUAACGUAAUAUUUUUUUAUUAGGAGAACAUCACGAAAUUUUUGAAGACUGAUAACCAUUCUUGAAACCAUGUUGUAAAUAUUUGUAAAUAUAUAAUAAGCAAAGAUAAC
Messenger RNA from Vanessa atalanta (red admiral), 4074 nucleotides. It is a transcript of the gene stumps, whose product is annotated as phosphoinositide 3-kinase adapter protein 1. Lineage: Eukaryota; Metazoa; Arthropoda; Insecta; Lepidoptera; Nymphalidae. Gene Ontology annotation, cellular component: cytosol. Gene Ontology annotation, molecular function: fibroblast growth factor receptor binding; transmembrane receptor protein tyrosine kinase adaptor activity. The transcript is spliced from 15 exons. The record is from RefSeq and is a predicted model, not a curated record. Bases 231 to 3251 code for a protein of 1006 amino acids.